This is a messenger RNA of Rhizophagus irregularis DAOM 181602=DAOM 197198, 318 nucleotides long. NCBI's taxonomy places the organism in Eukaryota, Fungi, Glomeromycota, Glomeromycetes, Glomerales, Glomeraceae. The record is from RefSeq and is a predicted model, not a curated record.
AUGAAAACCAUCUUCUCUACCUUUAUCAUUAGUAUAAUCACGAGCCUAGUGCUUAGCUUAGCUUGGAUGCCGGUCAUCGAAACUUGCUCAAUAGGUGAAGGAAAACGUGAUUGCCAUUCAGGCUUCUCUUGUAGCUCUAACAACGAUUGCAUAUUCAAGAAUUGUGAAAAUUUCGUCUGCGUGCGCAAUUUGUCUGGUGGAUGUAAAGUUGGAGGCCAGAAAAAAAAUUGUAAACUCGGUGAUCCCUGUGUGACUAGUGAUGACUGCCAAACACCUGGCUGUGAAGCUAACGACAAGGGAGAUUCUUUUUGUGUUUGA